Symphalangus syndactylus (siamang) is the source of this 3024-nucleotide messenger RNA. RefSeq names its product solute carrier family 26 member 1 (gene SLC26A1). Gene Ontology annotation, molecular function: secondary active sulfate transmembrane transporter activity. NCBI's taxonomy places the organism in Eukaryota, Metazoa, Chordata, Mammalia, Primates, Hylobatidae. Gene Ontology annotation, biological process: sulfate transmembrane transport. The record is from RefSeq and is a predicted model, not a curated record. Gene Ontology annotation, cellular component: membrane.
GUCGGCCACAGGACCUGACACAGCAGAAUGGACGAGUCCCCUGCGCCUCUGCAGCAGGGCAGAGGGCCAGUGCUGGUCCGACGGCAGCGCCCAGCACCCCAGGGUCUGCGUGAGAUGCUGAAGGCCAGGCUGUGGCGGAGCUGUUCGUGCAGCGUGCUGUGCGCCCGGGCGCUGGUGCAGGACCUGCUCCCCGCCACGCGCUGGCUGUGUCAGUACCGCCCGCGGGAGUACCUGGCAGGCGACGUCAUGUCUGGGCUGGUCAUCGGCAUCAUCCUGGUGCCGCAGGCCAUCGCCUACUCAUUGCUGGCCGGGCUGCAGCCCAUCUACAGCCUGUAUACGUCCUUCUUCGCCAACCUCAUCUACUUCCUCAUGGGCACCUCACGGCACGUCUCCGUGGGCAUCUUCAGCCUGCUUUGCCUCAUGGUGGGGCAGGUGGUGGACCGGGAGCUCCAGCUGGCCGGCUUUGACCCCUCCCAGGACGGCCUGCAGCCAGGGGCCAACAGCAGCAUCCUCAACAGCUCGGCUGCCAUGCUGGACUGCGGGCGUGACUGCUACGCCAUCCGCGUCGCCACUGCCCUCACGCUGAUGACCGGGCUUUACCAGGUCCUCAUGGGCGUCCUCCGGCUGGGCUUCGUGUCCGCCUACCUCUCACAGCCACUGCUCGACGGCUUUGCUAUGGGGGCCUCCGUGACCAUCCUGACCUCGCAGCUCAAACACCUGCUGGGCGUGCGGAUCCCGCGGCACCAGGGGCCCGGCAUGGUGGUCCUCACAUGGCUAAGCCUGCUGCGCAGCGCCGGGCAGGCCAACGUGUGCGACGUGGUCACUAGCACGGUGUGCCUGGCGGUGCUGCUAGCCGCGAAGGAGCUCUCAGACCGCUACCGACACCGCCUGAGGGUGCCGCUGCCCACGGAGCUGCUGGUCAUCGUGGUGGCCACACUCGUGUCCCACUUCGGGCAGCUCCACAAGCGCUUCGGCUCGAGUGUUGCUGGCGACAUCCCCACGGGUUUCAUGCCCCCUCAGGUCCCAGAGCCCAGGCUGAUGCAGCGUGUGGCCUUGGAUGCCGUGGCCCUGGCCCUCGUGGGUGCGGCCUUCUCCGUCUCGCUGGCAGAGAUGUUCGCCCACAGUCACGGCUACUCUGUGCGUGCCAACCAGGAGCUGCUGGCUGUGGGCUGCUGCAACGUGCUACCCGCCUUCCUCCACUGCUUCGCCACCAGCGCCGCCCUGGCCAAGAGCCUGGUGAAGACAGCCACUGGCUGCCGGACACAGCUGUCCAGCGUGGUCAGCGCCACCGUGGUGCUGCUGGUGCUGCUGGCGCUGGCACCGCUGUUCCACGACCUACAGCGAAGCGUGCUGGCCUGCGUCAUCGUGGUCAGCCUGCGGGGGGCCCUGCGCAAGGUGUGGGACCUCCCGCGGCUGUGGCGGAUGAGCCCGGCCGACGCGCUGGUCUGGGCGGGCACCGCGGCCACCUGUAUGCUGGUCAGCACAGAGGCCGGGCUGCUGGCUGGCGUCAUCCUCUCGCUGUUCAGCCUGGCCGGCCGCACCCAACGCCCACACACCGCCCUGCUGGCCCGCAUCGGGGACUCGGCCUUCUACGAGGAUGCCACAGAGUUCGAGGGCCUCGUCCCCGAGCCCGGCGUGCGGGUGUUCCGUUUUGGGGGGCCGCUGUACUAUGCCAACAAGGACUUCUUCCUGCGAUCACUUUACAGCCUCACGGGACUGGACGCAGGGUGUGUGGCUGCCAGGAGGAAGGAGGAGGGCUCAGAGAGGGGGGUCAGUGAGGGAGGCCCUGCCCAGGGCGAGGUCCUGGGCCCGGUUAGCAGCAGGGCUGCGCUGGUGCCCGCGGCGGCCGGCUUCCACACAGUGGUCAUCGACUGCGCGCCGCUGCUGUUCCUGGACGCAGCUGGUGUGACCACGCUGCAGGACCUGCGCCGAGACUACAGGGCCCUGGGCAUCAGCCUACUGCUAGCCUGCUGCAACCCCCCUGUGAGAGACGUUCUGAGCAGAGGAGGCUUCCUCGGGGAGGGCCCCAGGGACAUGGCUGAGGAGGAGCAGCUGUUCCUCAGUGUGCACGACGCCGUGCAGACGGCACGAGCCCGCCACAGGGAGCUGGAGGCCACUGAUGCCCAUCUGUAGCAGGGCCAGGCCUGCCCAGCAGCCUCUGCUCCCUCUUGGGGGCCCACGGCAGACGUCUGCAAGCCACUGCUGGGACCCUUCCCAGGCGGGAGCCGCCCAAGAGCUAGCUGCACUCUUGUGCCACAGCUGCCCUGGGGAAACCAGGGAAGCCCAACUGGGAAAGGAGGCCCUCUGAUCACACGCAGGACCCAAACACUAAGAAAUCAAGAAGCUCUGCCUCCGAGACAGGCUGGCCCACAGGGCUGGCUGGGCCCCGAUGCGCCGUCCCUCGGCUCAGAAGGGAUGGGCCUGGCCUGACGUUCGGGGUUGACGUCUUAUUUGAACAAGGGUCCCCCGCCAUCAUGCAGCCUCCAAGGUGCCAAGAGGACUCCCUAUGCUCAGGCCUGCCCGGUGCCCACCCUGCUGGUAGGAGCCAGCGGCUCCGGCCAAAUGCAUGAGGGUCUCUGUGUUUCCAGAAGGCCCCACACACCCAAGUGCCCCUCACACCUCGUGCCUCCCCCUCGCAGGGUGGCCACCUGCACCAGCGUCAGGGCCCAGGGUGCUGUGACCAAUAAGACCUCAGCUCAGCCCUCAGGUGCAGUGGCCCAGCCCAGCCCGGCCAGCAAACACACACAGGGAUGCUCAUGGGCGCACGAGGAGCCAGGUGCGGCGCAGCCAACCCUGAGCCUCCAGGGAGACCUGCAGGAAGCUCACCGUGCCCCAUGCAGGGGCUCCCCCCUGCACACAGCCCUCACCCCAACACAGCCAGCAAGGACACACUCUCCCCAACAGGGUGCUUCGGCGGAAAGUGGGGGAACAAGGGGUCUUCCGAGCAGCCUCCAGCCCUGCCCCUCCCAUCUGUGCCUCUGUAAGGGGCUCUGGGACGCCCAGGCCCUGCCCGUCGCCCACCUG